This is a messenger RNA of Durio zibethinus, 3369 nucleotides long. Lineage: Eukaryota; Viridiplantae; Streptophyta; Magnoliopsida; Malvales; Malvaceae. The record is from RefSeq and is a predicted model, not a curated record.
AUGGUAACAAUAUACCAAGACACGAAUGGGAGGGUGCACUUUACAUCACGCAUAAUGAACAAGUCGUUCUUAAACAAAGACUUCUCACAAGCCUACCUUCGAAAAAUACAACUAAUUGCUAAGACCUUUUACUUGAUAAAUCUAACUUUCAACAGUACCACAGAAAAGGAAGGCCUGACAAAAAUAUGUUGUAAAAUUGAGAAACUGGAGAGUCAAAUGAGGAUGAGAAGUCAUUUCCUAUUGUUUAGCAUCUUUGUUCUGCAGGCACUUGUGAUUCAUGCACAGAAUCAAUCAGGGUUCAUUAGCUUAGAUUGUGGGUCGCCAGAAGGUUCAAGCUACAACGAAGCCACAACAGGCAUAACUUAUACUUCAGAUGCACCAUACAUCCAAACUGGCAAAAGCAAUACGAUAUCUGAUCAAUCCAAUUCAGGGAAGCAGCAACAGUUACUGGAGUAUCUUAGAAGUUUUUCGGAAGGAGACAGAAACUGUUACAUGCUAAACCUCACAAAGGGUGACAAAUAUUUAAUCAGAACAACUUUCAUGUAUGGAAACUAUGAUGGAAAAAAUAAGGUACCAGAAUUUGAUCUACAUUUAGGAACUAAUUUCUGGGCCACAAUUGUAUUUCAAAAUGCAUCUACUCUUAUAGUCAAGGAAUUCAUUCAUGUUCUUCAAUCGAAUUAUUUGCAUGUCUGUCUUGUGAACACUGAGAAAGGGAUACCUAUCAUAUCAGCACUAGAGUUCAGGCUUUUGAAAAACACGACAUACAACACUCGGUCCGAAAAAGAAUCACUGGAACUUUUCUUCAGGAAUUAUUUUGGUUCAACAUCCAAUUCAACAGUCAGGUUUCCAGAAGAUGUUUAUGAUCGUAUCGGGACGCCUUACCAAAGAAAUGAUUUGGGACAAAUAAGUACCUCUUCUCCCGUUACGCAUGCCAGCUACUAUGAUCCACCAUCGCUUGCCAUGAGGACUGCCAGCACACCAGCCAACGCUAGUCAACCCUUGAAUUUUUCAAUCUAUGAUUCUGAUUCCAAUGCCCAAUUUUAUUUUUACAUGCACCUUGCAGAACUUGAAGAGCUCCAAGCUAACCAGUCCAGAGAGUUCAUCACCUAUCUCAAUGACGAGCUUUGGUUUACAGCUUAUAGUCCUACAUAUUUGCGGGCAGACACUAUACAAAGCAUAGCACCGGAAAAAGGAGGCCAGUUUUCAAUGGUAAAAACCGAAAGAUCAACCCAUCCGCCCAUCCUGAAUGCCUUUGAGGCUUAUGAAGUAAAGGAGCUCCUACAGCCACAAACUGUUGAAAAAGAGGUUGAUGCGAUGAUGAAUAUAAAAUCAAUGUAUGGAUUGAUUAGAAACUGGCAAGGUGAUCCUUGUGCUCCAAAAGAAUACUUAUGGGAAGGUCUUAAUUGCAGCUAUAAUGAUUCAAAUCAACCUACGAUCAUAUCUUUGAAUUUAUCCUCAAGAGGUUUGACCGGAGAGAUUCCCUUAUAUAUCGUCAAUCUCACUCAAUUACAAUAUCUGGACUUAUCAAACAAUUAUUUGAAAGGAGCAGUGCCCGAAUUUUUAACUCAACUGCAAUCUUUGAUCAUCCUAAACUUGACAAGAAACGGUCUAAAUGGUUCAGUUCCAGCAGGACUCAUUGAAAAGUCAAACAGGGGAUUACUACAAUUAAGUGUGGACGAAAAUCAAAUUCCUUGUACAUGGAAAUCAUGCAUGACAACGAAGUCAAAGAAUAACAGUACCGUAGUGGUUCCGUUAUUAGCAUCAGUUGCUUCAGUGCUUUUUCUCCUCGUCAUAAUUGUUUCAGCUGUCUUAUGGACGUGGUAUAAAGGGACAAAACCUUCAGAAAAUGAACCUUUUCAUGCUAUUGUGAAAGAUUUUCUCAACAGUAAUAUGCUUAUUGAACCUGCUUUAAUGUUGUCAGCAGUAAGGGAAAUGAUUGUGGACUCUAGAAGACCAUACCAGAAUGAGUUAAAGAAUCGACAAUUUACAUACUCUGAGGUCCAAAGGAUCACAAACAGUUUUGCGAGAGUUAUUGGGAAAGGAGGAUUUGGAACAGUUUACCACGGUUGCUUGGGUGAUACUGAAGUAGCAGUUAAGAUGUUAUCAAAAUCAUCUAGUCAAGGGUAUAAGCAGUUUGAAGCUGAGGUGGAGAUUCUUUUGAGAGUUCAUCAUAGAAAUUUCACUACCCUUAUUGGUUAUUGCGAUGAUGGCACCAACACGGGGCUAAUCUAUGAGUACAUGGCCAAAGGAAACUUAUCAGAGUAUCUCUCAGAUAAAAGUAACGGUGUCUUAAAUUGGGAAGGAAGACUUGGAAUGGCGCUGGAGGCAGCACAAGGACUGGAGUAUUUACACUGUGGUUGCAAACCACCCAUAAUCCACCGAGAUGUAAAGUCUAGCAACAUAUUAUUAACUGAAAACUUGCAAGCUAAACUAUCUGAUUUCGGGCUAUCCAGAAGUUUCGAAGGUGUCUCUCAUGUAUCCACCGUCGUAGCCGGUACCCCUGGAUACCUUGACCCUGAGUAUUCUACAUCAAACAGGUUGACUGAGAAAAGUGAUGUUUAUAGCUUUGGGGUAGUUCUUUUGGAAAUCAUCACAAACCGGCCAGUGUUUGUAAGAAAUAUGAAUGAGCCCGCUCACAUAAGUCAUUGGGUUGGUUCCAUGUUAUCCAAUGGGGACAUCCAAAACAUUGCGGAUUCAAGAUUGCAAGGGGAUUUUGAGAUAAAUUCUGUACGGAAAGCGAUUGAUGUCGCAAUGGCUUGUUUAUCUCCAUCUUCCACAGGAAGGCCAACAAUGAAUAAUGUGGUGACGGAAUUGAGCGAGUGUUUGUUAGCGGAGAUAAAUAGGACAAGGGGAGUGAAUGUAGAUGAAUCACCAGAAUCAAUUGCCAUGGCAUCCUUGAAUUUUGAUUCUGAUAUAACUCUACCAAGGUCAGCGGCUUCUCACUCUUUUUCUGUCGUUUUCCACCGUCAUCCUUCCGAAAUUUUAAUAUAUUGUUACCCUCUUUUUCUCCUUUCUUUUCACCCUUUUAUUCCCAAAAGGACCUCGCCGCCGCUCGUCACCGCCACUGUCACCGCCGGUUGUGGUGAUUACAACCAUAAACUUACCUCGUCUCUUUCUUUUCUCGCCGAAAGGAAACUUCUUAUGACAAAAACUCCCUUAAUCUUGAAACUAUACCCAAACCGAAAAUCCCUAUCUCCCCUUUUGGAUAUUGUGGCUUACGUGGGUGAUAGUGUAGGCUUGGUUUCGGUUGAGGUGUUGGUUGCUGCUGGUGACCGUACUGGAGAGGUGGGUGAUCACGGUGGAGGCUGUAGAAGGGAUGCAGGGAUUGCCGAUGCAAAUGGGGCUCUUGGGAAUUUUAUUGGUUUGUGA